AUGAACCUUCUUGAGCUCACUGAUGUUGCACAUACGAAGAAAACCUACAGCACGGGCUAUGAGAGCGAGUACGUCUACAAAUUCGACGGACUCAUCCUCUCUGGACUCCCAACUACCUCCUCGGAUGCCUCCCAAACUCGUAUUUCCUGCCGUACUCGUAUUCAAGCCAUCGAUGACCGUGACAUUCAUCUUCAGUUGACUGAUGUCACCUACUCUGCUUUCCACACUCCACAAACCGAGAAAUGGCCAAAAAUGGAGUCUUUGGAGCAACGUGAGCUUUCUGAUGAGCUCAAAGAGCUUCUUGAACUUCCAUUUCGUGUCCAAAUGAGAAAUGGUCAUGUCUCUAAGAUUCAAUUUUCUUCUGAAGAUGCUGAGUGGUCCAAGAACGGAAAGAGAUCCAUUGUCAACCUUCUAUCCCUCCACAGAUCUGCUCCAGUAGAUAAGUUGAACCAAGACGAGAAGGACAUGGAAACCGAGAAGGAUUGCCGUUUCUUCAAUGUUCACGAGAAGACCAUGGAAGGAGACUGUCAAGUCGCUCACACCAUUGUCCAAGAAGGAGAGAAGACCAUCUACACCAAGUCUGUCAACUUCGACAAAUGCAUCACUCGCCCAGAAACAUCUUAUGGCUUCCGUUUUGGAUCUAAGUGCAAAGACUGUGAGAAGGAGGGACAAUUCGUCAGACCACAAACCGUCUACACCUACACCUUCAAGAACGAACAAUUGGAGCAAUCCGAAGUCCAUUCUUUCUAUGCUUUGAACAUUGAAAGCCAACAGCUCAUCAAGUCUGAGACUCGUGCCAAGAUGGUCUUUGUUGAGGAAAAGAAAAUCACUAAGGAAAUUGAGAAGCCGACGGGAACAAAAGAGGAUAUUGUUUACUCCACCGGAAACGAGAUGCUCAUUGAUCAAUUCUGUCAACAAGGAGACCAGGCUGAGGUCAACCCAUUCAAACUUCCAACCGAGCAAAAAAUGGAGCAACUCCAAGAGAUUUUCCGUCAAGUUCAAGAACACGAGCAAAACACUCCAGAAACCGUUCACCUCAUAGACCGUGCUGUAGGUUUUCUUCGUAUGUGCAACAUCAGUGAGCUCAAGAAGGUUCAUACCACUAUUUACACAAACUCAGAGAUUAAGGCUCAAUCAGUUAUGGAGACUUGUUUGGCUGUUGCCGGAACCAAGAACACCGUCCAACAUUUGAUCCACCACAUCCAGAAGAAGACCAUUUCCCCACUGAGAGCUGCUGAACUCCUCAAGUCAAUUCAAGAGACCCUCUUCUCAAGUAAGCACAUCGCCGAUCUUCUCAUCGAACUUGCCCAAUCCCCACUCGCUAAGGGAUACAAGCCACUCCGUCAAUCUGCUUGGCUUGCCGCCGGAUCCGUUGUCCGCGGAUUCGCCUCCAUGACUCAAGAUCUUCCAUUGGCCCGUCCAGCUACCCACCAAUUCAAGGAGAAGUACAUCCGCGUCUUCAUGCAACACUUUCGCAGUGCCGAAUCUACUUACGAGAAGGUUCUUGCGCUCAAGACUCUCGGAAACGCCGGAAUUGACAUGUCCGUUAACGAGCUCGUCCAACUCAUCCAAGACACACGUCAACCAAUUGCUAUCCGCACUGAAGCGGUUGAUGCUCUCCGUCUUCUCAAGGAUGUUAUGCCACGCAAGAUCCAGAAAGUUCUCCUUCCAGUCUACAAGAACCUUCAAAACAAGCCAGAACUCCGUAUGGCUGCCCUCUGGAGAAUGAUGGAAACUCUCCCAGAAGAGCCAGUUCUUGCUCACAUCGUCUCUCAAAUGGAGAAGGAAUCCAAUCAACACGUUGCUGCUUUCACCUACAACGUCAUCCGUCAAUUCGCUAGCUCCACCAACCCAUGCACUCAAUCAUUGACUGUCCGUUGCUCCAACAUUCUUCUUUUCACCCGUUACCAGCCACAAGAACAAAAUCUUUCCACCUACGCUCAACUCCCAAUCUUCCAAUCUGACAUGCUUUCCGGAGCCCUCGAGAGACUUUCCCUUUACGGAAAACAGUCCGAUGAACUCCGUUCCCGUCGUGUUCAAUCCGGAAUUCAGAUGCUCCAAGAGAUCAUAAAAAAGAUGAACAUCCGUCCACAUAUCCAACGUACCGAUGAACAAUCUGCUCACGCUGUUUUCUACCUCCGCUACAAGGAUAUGGACUUUGUUGUACUACCACUCGACAUGCAAACCAUUGACAACCUCCUCGAGAAGUACGUCAGAAAUGGAGAUUUCGAUAUCAAAUCUGUUCUCACUCUUGUGAACAAUGAUUCCACUUUUGAGCUUCACCGUACCCUCUCCAUCUACGAAUCCGAGCGCAUCAUCCCAACCACCAUUGGAGUACCACUUUCCAUUUCAGGAAAAAAACCAACCAUCAUUUCUCUUACCGGAAAGGUUUCGGUUGAAAUGCUAAAUCUUGGAGCUCGUAUUACCCUUGAUGUCGUUCCAUCAAUUGCUUCUACCCACGUUACGGAUGUCCGUUUCUGGAGCCCAAUGUUUGAUCAAGGAGUCAAGUCCCUUCAGUCUACCCGUCUUCACGCUCCAGUGAGAUUCGAGUCGACUGUCGAGUUCAAGAAUAACAACCUUGAGAUUACUCACAAGUUUGUUGUCCCAGAGAAUUCUAAAACCACCGCUUCGUACCACACUCGCCCAGUUGCUUUUAUCCAUGUCCCAAAAGACCAAGAGAUUACAGAAAUUGAAGAAAAGACUAUCUCUCACUCUGAGUAUCAACUGGCUUGCGAAGAAAUUGAUCGCCAUUACGAUGUUCUUGGUCUCAAAAUCAACGCUCAAGGAAACGUUCUCUCAAAGUGGUGUUUUUCGAAGGCUCACAUGACUGAGCAAGAUUUAGAAUACACUCUUGAGAACAAGAAUCGUCCAGCUGAGUUCGUUGCUCGUUUCACCAUCGAAAACUUGGAGAAGACUGAUCUUACUGAAAUAAAGAUUGACAGGAUCUUCGAGAAGGAAUUCGAUAUGGAGAACAAUAAAUCUAAGAACCGCCGUCAAUACUUCAACAAGAUGAUCCGUAAAAUCCAAUCUGAACAAGGAUACAAGAACCUCAUCUCCAUGAAAUUUGAGGCUCCACAAAAAAUGUACUGGAACCAGGAACUCCGCACUGUCUGUGACCAAUACGUUCGUAUGUGCAAGAUUGAGAUGGACUGCCGUCGUUCCCCAGUUGCCGAGGAGACCAAGGAAUGGACUCUUCACACCGAACUUUUUGCCGUCCGCCCAGAAAUGCUAUCUUCCCUCUGCCAACUCCGUGAACAACCAAACCGUGAGGGUCAACUUGCUCUCAACGCCGAGUGGGGAUCAUCCAAGAAGAGCGAGAUCAUUGUCAGAGCUCAACUUGAACAAUCCAAGGAACAUAAGAAAUACGUCCGCAACAUGGAACGCGAGUUCAACGGAAUCCCAGAACACGAACUAUUGAUCAAGGCUGCCCGCCUUAACCAAAUCAAUGUUGUCUCCGAGUACAAGCUGACCGAAGAAGCUGAACACACCUUCUCUCGUCUCUUUGACUUCAUCAAGGCUUACAACUUCUGGAGUGUUUCCGAGAAGCGUGUCGAGAAUGAAGAACGUCGUGCUGUUCUCCAACUCAUCGUUGAGCCACUUUCCCGCCACUACAUCAACAUGACCAUCCAAACUCCACAACAACAAGUCGAACUCAAGAAUGUCCGUAUCCCACGUGUCUUCCUUCCAAAUAUCGCUCGUCGUGCCAUGGACCAACAAGUCUGGGAAAAGACCGGAGCUUCCUGCAAUGUUGAUCAAUCCAAGGUGUCCGCCUUCGACAACAUCACCUACAGUGCCCCACUCACUACCGGUUUUUCUCUUGUUUCCAAGGACUUCUCUGAGCAACCAACUUUUGCUGUUAUCUCCAAGAUGAUGAACAAAAACAAUGAUGAUUAUUGGCCAAGUUGUCUGCAAUGCGAUUCAUCACUCGGGGAUGUGCAUUCUUAUCUUAAUGCAGUUGUAUCAAAUAUUGCUGGUCUUUGGCAAGCUUCCUGUCUAUUGCAACCAAAAACUAAAGACUACUGUGUUACAACGAAAGAAGAUAUGAAAAAUACUAUGAAAGAGAUCGUUAAGAAAAUUUUCCCAAAAAGUAGUGAUACUGGACCAAGUGCUGGACCUGCACGCCGUGUAGGUUGUAGCCAAAUAUUGAAGAUAUGUCCUGACAAAUCGUUAAAUGGGACGCAACUCGCACCAACAGAGUGA
This is a messenger RNA of Caenorhabditis remanei, 4200 nucleotides long. RefSeq lists its product as uncharacterized. Gene Ontology annotation, molecular function: lipid carrier activity. Gene Ontology annotation, biological process: lipid transport. The record is from RefSeq and is a predicted model, not a curated record. NCBI's taxonomy places the organism in Eukaryota, Metazoa, Nematoda, Chromadorea, Rhabditida, Rhabditidae. The transcript has 8 exons. The coding region runs from base 1 to 4200 and encodes 1399 amino acids.